Prorocentrum cordatum is the source of this 330-nucleotide messenger RNA. Lineage: Eukaryota; Dinophyceae; Prorocentrales; Prorocentraceae. The record is from the annotation of a GenBank genome assembly.
GCACUUGGCCCCUCCGAGUGCUGCGUCGAGAAUGUUCACAGCGUCGCUUCCGAGCUCAGCGCGCUGACGCCCAUCGCUCUACGGACACCUGGGCAAAGCUUGUUCGGUGCUCGAGCUGACGAUUGCCAAACUCCCCCAGGGGCGGUCGCCACGCCGAUGGAGCUGGAGAAGGCCGCGACGCGCAACUCCGCCGGGAGAGGCUCGCCUUCAGCCAAGGGCAAUAGCGGCGGAUGGGACCUGCAUGUCCAGGUCGAUGACGUCCCAGAUCAUGCGCCAGUCACCGCAGACGUAGAGACAGUGGCUAUUUUCGAGGCCCCUGACACGCCUUGA